Babesia bovis T2Bo is the source of this 595-nucleotide messenger RNA. RefSeq lists its product as uncharacterized. The record is from RefSeq and is a predicted model, not a curated record. The coding region runs from base 18 to 575 and encodes 185 amino acids. The transcript is spliced from 3 exons. NCBI's taxonomy places the organism in Eukaryota, Apicomplexa, Aconoidasida, Piroplasmida, Babesiidae.
CAAUUUGAGCAGUAGAAAUGAAAAGCGUGGCAUUGAGGCAACUGAUGUAUCAAGUCAAUUGCAUGGUAGAACGGCGCAAAGUGAAGUUUAGUAAGCCAGUAUUAACGGAUUCUACUCCUAAGUGGCCUGCAAGUCGUUUUAGUGUAGGUGGACUACGGCAUUACGGGGAGUGGAUUGCUGUUUGUGCAUAUAUACACAAAAAUUUGAAACUUCACGGUUAUGAAUGUAAAGAAUUUUAUACAUCUGAGGUCGGGAAUAAAUUUGUGCGUGCUCUUGAGAGUCGUCUGUGCAGCGCAACGGCAGGUCAGCUUUACCAACUACUAAUCGCUGCGCGAGAGUUUGAAGCUCCUAUAGAGCAUAUUGUAUUGCAAGAAUUGCGGCCACAAAUCUCGGAAUUACGAACAGAAGAUCUGCUUCGUUUGCCCAGAGUCGUCACAACGCGUGACCCUGAAUUUUGGGGCCCAAUCAAGGAGGAAGUUAACACACGCACAAAAAUAGAAAACCCAGCAACAGAGGUAGAAGCAAUAGUUCAACAACGCCUCCUCCAGGCAUUCCACAGUGAAAUCAAAAAUUAGACACUGGUUCAAUUAUUGAU